UCUAUAUGGUGCAUGUCAAGUCUGCUCAUGUGUCAUAUUGAGGUUAUAAACAGGAAUUUCAAUUUAUAGCGGCCAAUGUUUUCAUUUGUUUGUAAAGGGUUGAGAGAAUGGUGCCCAAGUUUGUAUUUUGUAUAAUUCCGGCCGUUUUGGCCCUCAUUGGUAUUAGAAAAUUGCGUGAGCGUUCAUGGGGCUAUUGCAGAAAUCGUGUCUCAUUUGACAAUAAAGUUGUAGUAAUAACAGGUGCCAACAGUGGUAUUGGGUUCGAAGUUGCCAAAGAACUGGCUUCAAGAAAUGCCAUGGUUGUCUUAGCUUGCCGAAAACUGAAUUCAGCGAAAGAAGCAAUUGAAAGGAUUGAACAACAGUUUAAGAGAAAAUUGAAAAUGAGAGCAAUGGAGGUUGAUUUGGCGUCUUUGCUAUCAAUCAAGCAGUUUGCCUCAAACGUACAAAAACUCUACCCAGAGAUACACGUCCUAGUCAAUAACGCUGGUAUCGCAUAUCCAAAAACGGAGAAACAUUUCACUAAAGAUGGUUUUGAGAUUCACUUUGGUGUCAAUCAUUUGGGUCACUUUUACUUAACAAACUUACUGUUAGAUAAGUUGAAAAAAUCAACAUCUAGUCGCAUCAUAAUUGUGACUUCCUCUUUACUUGAGAAGGGCACAAUUGAUUUAAAAAAUUUGGAAAGUGGUAAAAACUUGUAUGCCAAUUCCAAGUUGGCUAACGCCUAUUUCUGUAAAGAACUUUCAAAGAGAAUCAAGGACACUGGGGUUAGUGUUUAUGGUGUUUGUCCUGGUUGGGUUUACACAGCACUUUUCCGGCAUUCUAUCCGUUGGUAUCACUACAUUAUGGUGGCCCCAAUCGCAUAUUUCUUCAUAAGGAGUCCAAAACAGGGUGCCCAAACCGUGAUUUAUUGCGCAUCUGAACCAGGAAUUGAACCACAAUCAGGAUCGUUGUUCCGCAACUGUAGUUUAUAUAAAUCUAAAGUAAAUUUUGAUGAAAAUCUCGCUGUGCAACUUUGGAAUGAAUCUGAUCGUUUGAUAAACCAAAAAAUAAAGUAGUCUGUGAAUAAAAGAGAAUUAGUAACAUA
This is a messenger RNA of Tribolium madens (black flour beetle), 1084 nucleotides long. RefSeq names its product retinol dehydrogenase 11-like. Lineage: Eukaryota; Metazoa; Arthropoda; Insecta; Coleoptera; Tenebrionidae. The record is from RefSeq and is a predicted model, not a curated record. The coding region runs from base 108 to 1055 and encodes 315 amino acids. The transcript has 4 exons.